Molecule: messenger RNA, 2279 nt
Organism: Darwinula stevensoni
Lineage: Eukaryota; Metazoa; Arthropoda; Ostracoda; Podocopida; Darwinulidae
Source: the annotation of a GenBank genome assembly
AUGAAACUGAAGAUCGCGACUUGCCUUGCCGCAGACGAAAUCCUUCUCGUGCAUGCACCUGCAGAUGAAGAGGGGCAAGCCCAUUGCCGUGCGUCCUCCCAGAAGGGCCCCAUCUGGGACCGACCCCCCGGAUGCUGCCACCCAGUCCAGCUGUUUGCAAUCAUCGUCUUUGGAUGUGUGUCAUCUGGAGGCCAAGAUGGGGAUGAAUGUGCUUACAAUAAGGAUACCAAUGCCUGCAACUAUGGCAUCGGAAUUGGUGUGAUUGCAUUCCUGGCUGCAUCUUUAUUUCUUGCUGGUGAUGCCAUGUUUGAGCAGUUUUCCAGCAUCAAGACUAGGAGGCACUUUGUCAUCAUUGACCUCGGUUUCUCUGCUCUCUGGUCUUUUUUGUACUUUGUGGGAUUUUGCUACCUGGCCAAUGCAUGGUCAAAGUCUACUCCAACUCCUGACUUUCCUGGAACUAACAAUGUUCAGGCUGCCAUUGCAUUCUCAUUCUUCUCCAUUUUCACUUGGGGUGGAAGUACCUUCUUUGCAUUCCAGCGAUACAAGCAGGGAGCUGACAGCGCAUUUGGCACAAACUAUGAUGGAGAACCGGGGAUGAUGCCUCCUACCGCUCCCUAUGCGUAUCCUGGGGCACCUGAUCCUGCUGGAGGAUACCAAGAUCCCCCUUUCUCUGAUCAGAAUAAAGGUUCAUCAGGCCUUGGUGGGAUGCCAGCAUUCCAGCCUCCCAAUUACUGAUGGAAUCAUGUCAGUUCUCACCUGGAAAAAUGUAGCCUAGAUGUACUCCUGGCUUCUACGUCACUAUUGAAGAACUUUGUCAGUAUUCUAGUUUGUUUCCUCAGCCAAUGGUGUCACAGCAAGGGAUAAUGCUGGUUUUUUAAAUUUAAAUUCAUGAGCUUGUGAUUUGCUGUUUUCUUCAAUUAUAUAUUCUUAAGCCUGUUCAGGGAAAUAUGUCAUGCAUCAUGGUAAUCACCCAUUUUUUGUUUGCAGUUGUGGUUAGGGCAGCAUCUGAUGAAACACAGAGUGCCACGCAAUAAUUGUGGUUCUCAUUCAUAUCGCACUGUUUGUUGUUGGAGUGUCUGUUAUUUCUUUGUUACCAAAUUUUUAAUGGAGCUGUUAGCUGUAGGGCAGAUUAGGUCUGCCAUGUGCCAAUUUGUCACCUUGGUCUUAAUGACACUGAUGAAGGUUGAAAAUUGCCUGGUGUGCUCAUGUUGCCACCCCCUUGGUUUGUGUGCUGAUGAGUGUAUGCUUGUAUGUUACUCCUGUGUGUAUGUUCGUGAGUAGUGUGCAUUGGGAUCCUCUUCCAAAUCCCGUAGCACCAUGGAGGGAGCAUCAUUUCCCUGUAGUCUAAUUAUUCUAGUUUCAGUGGGCCUGUGGGCAUUUAUAUACCAUGUUGAUUCCUUCAAGAUUCAGUUUCUUUGGAAAUGCCCAAAAGUGCUCUGUAACACUCAGUGAGGAUGGCAGAAAAAGUAGGAAAGAGAUUUUGCAGCAUUUGCUAUCAUUUUCUCUGACUCUGAACUCCUCUCAAAGGUGUUGAAUUAUUUGGGCCUGACAUCAUGAGUAGAAUCAGCUGUUCCAAAUCACCUGUCUUUGGAACAGAAGGCAAUGAACAAAAUUUGGUUUCUAGAACGGUUACAAGUUCAACUCAAUGUCUGGACAGAAUGAAACUUUUGUUGCAAUCAUUCCAAAGGCUUGGUAUUUGCCACAUUUGGCAUAUUACAGUAUAUAUCAAAUAACAUACUUCAUAGCUCAAUUAUGGUAAUAGCUCUGCUUAGGUACUCCUCAGAGUAGAGACAUGAUGGUGCAUUGUAGAUGCAAUAACCUUCCUCCGUGUUGUAUCAUAGCAUAUUCGACCAUUGUGCACAGCGUACAGUGUCGUGUUUGGUGUCGCACCGAUCUUCGCUCAUCGGAAGCCAAAAAAAAGUCUGUCUAGUCACUAGUGUCAGUGAGGAUCACACGUUGCACAUUCCCUUGCAAUAAGCAAGCAAAGUUUGCUGUUUUAGCAUCUGAGUCGAUUGCAGUUGAGUUCAUUGUGAUACGUGCUGGACCGAGACGGAACGGGGCGGUCGGUCCGCAUCAUACAUGUGAUGAGUUCUUCCUAGCCGUGGUCUCAGUCGUUGGGGUGUCUCGGCUCGAUCUCCGUCUCGUGUAGGGCAUGCCGGUUUCUGUUUACUUCCUUCGAAAAAUGGAUUAUGGCUGUGAGCCACCACUGAUCACUUGUCUUUUGUUUUAUUGAGAGUCAUAAAUAUGAGAAUAAAUGUCUGUUUUAUGACCAAUUCCUU